Molecule: messenger RNA, 636 nt
Organism: Endocarpon pusillum Z07020
Lineage: Eukaryota; Fungi; Ascomycota; Eurotiomycetes; Verrucariales; Verrucariaceae
Exons: 1
Coding region: 1-636 (211 amino acids)
Biological process (GO): response to hydrogen peroxide; protein folding; protein complex oligomerization
Source: RefSeq, a predicted model, not a curated record
AUGUCUCUCCGCGGCUUUCCACGCUUUGCCCCAACCACUUAUCACUGGGGUCCAUCCAUCGCUCGUCAAAAUGACUUUGCUCCACUGUUCUCUCUCCUGGACGACCUCACCAACGGUGAAGUGAGCCGUCGACAGUCCAACUCCAAGCAAAGCCAGGAACGCUUCUUCGCCCCUCGGUUCGACCUCAAAGAAGUGAAAGAUGCCUACGUCCUCGAGGGCGAGCUUCCCGGCGUUGAACAGAAAGACGUCUCCAUCGAAUUCACCGACGAACACACUCUAGUUGUCUCCGGCCGUUCCGAAGUUCACCACGAAGAGGGCACACGACCAAAGGAGCUCGGAGCACCUGAGAAGCAAGCCCAAAUCAAAGACUCUUCUCACAAGCCCACCGUCGAGGACGAGUCUGCUGAGUCGGAGUCGACCGAAGUUGUGAAGCAAACCGAGGAUCAAUCCGGCAAGAAGGAGCCCGAACACACCUACUGGGUUUCCGAGCGUGUCAGUGGCAGCUUCACCCGUUCCUUCUCCUUCCCUGCAAGAGUCAAUCAAGACGGUGUCAAGGCUGGUCUCAAGAAUGGUAUCCUCACCGUCACCGUUCCCAAGGCUGCUGCACCCGAGUCUCGCCGCAUCAACAUUGAGUAA